ACCUCUCAAUUGUCUUCAUUCUCAGGUCAAUAUUUUAAUGAUCCUAUCUCUAUUAUGAUUACACAAGUGGUGGACUACUUUAGUUACAAAACUCAAACUCAAAAAUUCUAGCUAACAAACUCUAGUUCAGUUCAAAUGUCUCAAUGGAACUUUCUCUUCAGUUCAAUCAUCAUCACAUUCUUGUACUUCAAUCUCAAUCUUUUUCUCACAAAUUCUGAAACAAUUGUCAAAAAUCUUGAAUACCCAUGUAAGCCUCCAUAUAAUUCCUACCCAUUCUGUGAUACUUCUCUGCCAAUCACAACCAGGGCUCAAUCUAUAAUUUCUCACUUGACUCUCCCUGAGAAAAUCCAACAGCUUUGUAACAAUGCCUCAGGGAUUCCAAGGCUUGGAAUCCCUGCUUAUGAAUGGUGGUCUGAGUCACUUCAUGGGAUUGCUACUAAUGGACCUGGAAUCACUUUUAAUGGCACAAUUCAGGCUGCUACAAGUUUUCCUCAGGUUAUUGUGACAGCCUCUGCUUUUAACAGGACUUUGUGGUACGCGAUCGGGGCGGCUAUAGGAGUGGAAGCUAGAGCAAUGUACAAUGUUGGCCAAGCUGGAUUGACCUUUUGGGCACCUAAUAUUAACAUUUUUAGGGACCCCAGAUGGGGGAGAGGCCAGGAGACACCUGGAGAGGAUCCGAUGGUUGCGUCGGCUUUUGCUGUUGAUUUUGUGAGAGGGUUCCAGAGGGAGAAGGCCAGUGGUGGUGGUGGAAAUGUGAAGAGAGUUGUUAGGAAGAGAAGUUUGAGUGAUGGUGAUGAUGAUGGGAAUGAGGGCUUGAUGUUGUCUGCUUGUUGCAAACAUAUGAUUGCUUAUGAUUUGGAGUUGUGGAACAAUUUUGCUAGAUAUAAUUUCAAUGCUGUGGUCACAGCGCAAGAUAUGCAGGACACAUAUCAACCACCAUUCCAGAGCUGCAUCCAACAAGGGAAAGCAAGCUGCUUAAUGUGUUCGUACAAUGCAGUAAACGGGAUACCUGCAUGCGCAGAUAAGGAAUUAUUGCAGAAAGCUCGGAAUGAUUGGGGUUUCGAGGGAUAUAUCACCUCUGACUGUGAUGCUGUGGCCACAAUAUUUGAAUAUCAAAAUUACACAAAAAGUCCUGAGGAUGCAGUUGCCAUUGCUCUUAAAUCAGGAACGGAUAUUAAUUGUGGAACAUAUAUGCUAUUUAACACCAAAUCUGCCAUAGAACAAGGAAAGGUGCAAGAAAUGGACAUAGAUAAGGCUCUGCUUAAUCUGUUUCUAGUUCAACUCCGACUUGGACUUUUUAAUGGAGAUCCUACUAAAGGUCCUUACGGAAAAUUAGGACCAAAAGAUGUCUGCAGCACAGAACACAAGACACUGGCACUUGAAGCAGCAAGACAGGGCAUUGUGCUUUUAAAGAACAGAAAUAAGUUUCUACCUUUCAACAAGGAUAGCAUUUCUUCAAUAGCUGUUAUUGGUCCACUGGCAAAUAAUACAAGUAAAAUGGGUGGUGGUUAUACAGGUAUUCCUUGUAGCCCAAAAAGCAUUUUUGAGGGUCUCCAGGCAUAUGUAAAGAAUGUAAAUUACGCACCAGGAUGCCUGGCAGUGUCUUGCGAAUCCACUUCUGGUUUUGAGGAAGCUAUUUCUAUUGCUAAAGAUGCUGAUAUUGUAGUCAUUGUUGCUGGUUUGGAUUUGUCCCAAGAAACUGAAGAUCAUGACAGAUAUAGUCUCCUUCUACCAGGUUUUCAGAGCAAGCUUAUUACCACUAUUGCAGCUAUAAGUAAAAAGCCACUGGUUUUAGUCAUAACCGGUGGUGGGCCUAUUGACCUCUCAAUGGCCAACGGAGAUGAAAGAAUUGCCAGCAUUCUGUGGAUUGGUUACCCAGGAGAAGCCGGGGGCAAUGCACUUGCAGAAAUCAUUUUUGGAGAUUAUAAUCCAGGUGGACGGCUUCCCUUGACUUGGUAUCCAGAGGCAUUCACAAGCGUACCAAUGAAUGAUAUGAACAUGAGAGCUGAUCCCUCACGGGACUAUCCUGGAAGAACUUAUCGAUUUUACACUGGCAAGGUAGUAUAUGGAUUUGGAUAUGGCCUCAGCUUCACAAAUUACACUUACAAGCUCCUCAACGCGCCCAAGCAACUAACAUUGUCAGGAUCUAUCAGCCCAGAAUCCAAGAGGAAAAUACAAUUGCAAAUAGGAGAAGGAUAUCAACUGGACUAUAUUAACCUCGAUGAGGUUGAGUCCUGUAAUUCAUUGAAAUUCAAUGUGCAAGUCUCAGUAAUGAAUGAAGGGGAAAUGGAUGGAAGCCAUGUUAUCAUGUUAUAUUCUAGAGUUACAAAUGAACAUGCUGGUGCUCCGAGAAAACAACUGAUUGGAUUUGAUCGUGUACAAACUACAUCAUACAGAGGUACCGAAUCUAGUUUCUUAGUAGAUCCUUGUAAUCAUUUCAGUUUUGCAAAUGAGCAUGGUAAGAGAAUAUUGCCUCUGGGCGAUCAUGCUUUAGUAUUGGAAGAUCAAGAGCACAUUGUUUCGAUACAAAUAUGAUGAACUAAUUGAAUUGAAUAUUUGUAAGGCAUCGCCAUUACUGAUUGUAAAGAAUGCGUAUGAUAAGCCUAAUGGAAUUCAGAUGUUUUUACAGAA
Messenger RNA from Daucus carota subsp. sativus, 2631 nucleotides. Its product is annotated as probable beta-D-xylosidase 6. NCBI's taxonomy places the organism in Eukaryota, Viridiplantae, Streptophyta, Magnoliopsida, Apiales, Apiaceae. Gene Ontology annotation, molecular function: xylan 1,4-beta-xylosidase activity; alpha-L-arabinofuranosidase activity. The record is from RefSeq and is a predicted model, not a curated record. The transcript is spliced from 6 exons. The coding region runs from base 136 to 2535 and encodes 799 amino acids. Gene Ontology annotation, biological process: xylan catabolic process; arabinan catabolic process. Gene Ontology annotation, cellular component: plant-type cell wall.